AUGAAUGUCAAUAAAAUAAGGAACAUUUUGUUUUUUCCCAGAAAAAAAUGUUCUCAUUUUAUAAAAUGUAUUAAGAGAACUUAUAAGAUAUUAUUUGUAAAUAAUUCUGGAAAUAAUAAUUUUUUACAUAUGAUGAAAACAUGUAACUCAUAUAAUUUGUCAAAGAAAAAAAUUGUUUUAUUUAAUAUAGAUGAGAAUAAUUUAAAUAUAAGAAAAAGGAUAAAUAAGGUGGUUACAAGUAGUAUUAUAUUAUCUUCUAUAUUUAUAUGUUUAAUAGAGUUUAAUAUAUUAUCUAAUAUAUAUGGUUAUAUAAUAUGUUUUGUAUUAAUAGUAUAUAUGAUUAUGAAUUAUAUUUUUUAUAAUUCUUUAAUAUUAAGAGCUGUGUUAGAUUAUCACAACAAAACGUUACUAUUAUAUCCAUUCAUGUUAAUAAAAAGAAAAGAUGUUUUAAAACAAAUUAUUAUUUCUCUUCACGACAUUAAAAAAAUUAAAAAAAUUAAUAAUUAUAUAAAAAUUUAUAUAAAACCAAAAAAUAUACAAGACAAACAUAUGAAAAGCUGGUCAUUUCUAAACAUGUUACCAUAUUAUUUCCCUAGAUAUAAUUUUUCAAAAAAUAAUAUAUUAUCCAAAAAUAAAGAUGAAGAUAUGUUAUAUCCUUAUGAUUUUAAUAAUUUAAACAUAGCAGUGUUUGAUAAAAAACUUACCAACUCUUCGAAUAUCACAUCUAUGAAGAUACAAAAAAAUGUACAAGGAUUCCCUUUAAACGUUCAUGAGGAGAAUAAAUUAUUAUCACUAUUAAAAUUAUAA
This is a messenger RNA of Plasmodium falciparum 3D7, 807 nucleotides long. RefSeq lists its product as uncharacterized. The record is from RefSeq and is a predicted model, not a curated record. NCBI's taxonomy places the organism in Eukaryota, Apicomplexa, Aconoidasida, Haemosporida, Plasmodiidae.